GUGGGAGACACCAUACCCGCCGUGGAGGUGUUUGAAGGGGAGCCAGGGAACAAGGUGAACCUGGCAGAGCUGUUCAAGGGCAAGAAGGGGGUGCUGUUUGGAGUCCCUGGGGCCUUCACCCCCGGCUGUUCCAAGACCCACCUGCCGGGGUUUGUGGAGCAGGCGGGAGCCCUGAAGGCCAAAGGGGUCCAGGUGGUGGCAUGUCUGAGUGUGAAUGACGUCUUUGUGACCAGUGAGUGGGGCCGAGCCCACAAGGCGGAAGGCAAGGUUCGGCUCCUGGCCGACCCCACCGGGGCCUUUGGGAAGGAGACAGACUUGCUACUCGAUGAUUCCUUGGUGUCCCUCUUUGGGAAUCGGCGGCUCAAGAGGUUCUCCAUGGUCCUCGAGAGCGGCGUGGUGACGGCCCUGAACGUGGAGCCGGACGGCACCGGCCUCACCUGCAGCCUGGCCCCCAGCAUCCUCUCGCAGCUCUGAGGCCCCGGCCCGCAGGGGCUCCCCUGCCCUUUCUUGUCUUACCUGCCCAGUCCUGGGCAGAGGGCCCCAGCCCAGCCUCUGCUGAGGCCGCCCGAUGGGAACCGUGGCCAGGUUUUGACAAUAAAUGCAUGUGGAUCGUG
Molecule: messenger RNA, 614 nt
Organism: Carlito syrichta (Philippine tarsier)
Lineage: Eukaryota; Metazoa; Chordata; Mammalia; Primates; Tarsiidae
Gene: PRDX5
Product: peroxiredoxin 5
Exons: 5
Biological process (GO): cellular response to oxidative stress; cell redox homeostasis; hydrogen peroxide catabolic process
Cellular component (GO): mitochondrion; cytoplasm; peroxisome
Molecular function (GO): thioredoxin peroxidase activity
Source: RefSeq, a predicted model, not a curated record